Molecule: messenger RNA, 318 nt
Organism: Coccidioides immitis RS
Lineage: Eukaryota; Fungi; Ascomycota; Eurotiomycetes; Onygenales; Onygenaceae
Exons: 3
Coding region: 1-318 (105 amino acids)
Source: RefSeq, a predicted model, not a curated record
AUGCACUUUCAGUGGUUUGCAUUGAAUCAUAUUGAUAUCUAUGGCAGACAGAAUAGCAGUGAGGAGAAUCACAAGACUAAAACAAGCCAGCUGCAGCAUUCUAUUGCUGCAUAUCAUGGUUAUAAUUAUCUUGCUGCAGUUGAUGUAUCAAGAGAGAGAGUUGAGAAGGAGAUGAGAGGAUUCCUGAGCCAAUUACAGAAUCUGAUUGAAGAUAAUAACAGCUUGUCAGCUACAGAGAAGAUGAAGAAAGAUGAUUUUGAGAUUGUGAUGUUCUCUGAUGAGAACAAUAAGAAGAAUGAUGAGAAGAAUGAUGAUUGA